AUGAAUGAAUUGGAAAAUGAAUUUUUGACUUAAUGUAAUAUAGAGAGUUCAGCAUUUUCGCAUUCUUAUAUUGAACAAAUAUAUAAUGAAGUGCAUUUCAACAAUAUUGCCAAGAGAGAUCAAAUUGCAAGAUUAAGAAAAGAAGAAAUUUAAUAUCAGAUUAAGUAGGAGAAAUAGCAAUUGCAUGUUGAAGAGAUCGAGAAGGCUGUGGAACAGAAAUAGUAUUUGGAAAUAGAUUUCGAUAGAACUCUCUACUCUAUAUUGUUGAGACAGAAGUACAUUAAUGAUUUGGAGGAGCAACUGAGAUUGAUCAACAGUUUCUAUCAAGAUUUGCCUAUUGAGCAUAGGGAAAGUCAAUAGAACAAGAAAUUAAGUUACUUAAGUUAUACCAAAUAUAAACUAAGCUAUGAUGAAUACAUUAAGUAAUUGGAAAAUAAAAGAGUUGAAGUAUUAGAUAAUUUGGAGAAGGUCAAAAAUGAAACACAGCAGACUCAACAGAACUAUUAUAGUUUAUUGCAAAAAAUAAAAUAAGCUUAAUAAACAUUAGCUGAAUAAGAAAAAACUAUACAAUAAUUGAAUGAUUAGAAUGAGACCAACAUUUUUAAAUUGCAUGAGUAAAGAAAAGUAGUGAUAGAUUUGCAGGUGUUAUAAAAAUUAGAAAGAAUGUAUUUGACUUUUGAAGAAGAAAUCAACGAAAAUUUUGUAACUGAGGAUAUCAAUAAGGUAGAUUGUAAUAAAGAGAUAUCUGAUUUCAUGCAUACUCAUCCUUUUGGAGUUCCAUUCUUGGUUGAGAAUCUCAUACAGCAAUACAGAAAAUAUCAAGUUCAAAUUGACAGUGAGUCUUCAAUAGGCUUGGGUUUGAUGGAAGAGAAGCAAGAAUUACAAUAAGAAUUAAAAGAAUUAAAGGAAUUGUGUGAAAGAUUCUACGUUUAUGAUGAGGAGGAGGAGUCUGAUUCACAAUUUCAAGAUGUCCAGAAAUUAAUGGGAUUCUUAACCAUGAAGCAAUCUCAAAAUAACUUUAAGUAGAAUCUAUUACAUAAAGCAGAGUCAUUCAUCAUUAAAGUAUUUGGAAAUCUCUACAAUGCCAUUAAGAGAUUCAAUGAUAUCUUUUAGGCAAUCCAUUAGAAGAGAAUGGCAAUUGAUUUGAAAUCUUCUUAGAUUGAUAGCAAAAUCAAAAAUUUCUGUGCAAAUACCUAUAUCGGACAUUAUUCACUAUCCUUAUAUUAAUUCAUAAAUAACCCGCUAACUUCUACUCAACCAGAUCUAUAUCAUUAAAUUUAAAAUAGUAUCAUUCUAAAAUUGUAUGUAAAUGAAGAUGCUUUGAAUUAAUUUUUAUAAGCUGGAUCUACUUUCAUCAAACUUUACUUAAAAGCCUCAGAUUAUUACUCCAAUUAAAUUCACACUAUGAUUGAAUUAAUACAUUCAAUAACUUAAAUACCCAAAAGAUCUAAAUUUUCUUUUAAUGAUUCCCCUUUAUUUUAAUAAAACUACAAAAGCAAAUUGAGCAUUGAAUUUUCUCAAAAAAAGAUAUCGUUGAGAACUGACAUUGAAUCAAGGGCCUAAGUUUAAGUGAAUUUUAAGACUAAAACAACCAAACGCAAUUCCUUUACUAGUACAAUAGGAAGCACAAGAAGAAUACAAUAGGAUGUCAAUGAAGAAAACUAUUUAGAAUCUGAGAGAUAAAAAAUAAUAAAUCCAAAAAGUAGUAUUUCGAAUACUACUAAAAUACCAUCCGAAUAAUAAAAAUAUUGUGAUAUUUUAAGUGGGAGAGGACAUGGAUUUGAAAAAAAAGUGAUUAUCCAAAAUUUUAAAUCAUUGAUCAAACUGAGAUAAAUUAAAAGAAAGUUUAAGACAAACCCAGUAACUCCAAAAAGCAUUAUUGGAUCAUCAUUAAUUUUUAAAUCAACUUAUAAAUGA
Paramecium tetraurelia is the source of this 1917-nucleotide messenger RNA. RefSeq lists its product as uncharacterized. The record is from RefSeq and is a predicted model, not a curated record. The transcript is spliced from 8 exons. Lineage: Eukaryota; Ciliophora; Oligohymenophorea; Peniculida; Parameciidae.